Messenger RNA from Acanthopagrus latus (yellowfin seabream), 5417 nucleotides. RefSeq names its product mitogen-activated protein kinase 3 (gene mapk3). NCBI's taxonomy places the organism in Eukaryota, Metazoa, Chordata, Actinopteri, Spariformes, Sparidae. Gene Ontology annotation, cellular component: cytoplasm; nucleus. The transcript is spliced from 9 exons. Gene Ontology annotation, molecular function: MAP kinase activity; ATP binding. Gene Ontology annotation, biological process: intracellular signal transduction; protein phosphorylation. The coding region runs from base 263 to 1438 and encodes 391 amino acids. The record is from RefSeq and is a predicted model, not a curated record.
AGCCUAGUAAGCAUAUCUAACGCACCUGUAUUACCGUAGUUUGGCACGCGCAUUUACGCUCGGUGCUCGGACCAAAUCCGCGCUCGCGCACCAAAUCCAUUUACUCGUCAGUAGUAGAGAGGGCCCUGAUCGAGUCGCUCUGCUCCGUCAAUCAGACAAUCCGCUCGGUUAAAUCCUCGGGUAAACGUUACACGGUGCUGAGAGCGGCGGCGGUCCCUCGGUGAAACACACUGACAGAGCAGGAGCGGUUUGGAGAGGAAGAAUGGCGGAUUCGAGCAGCACCGCAGCGGUCGGGGCCGCAGGCACCGACGGCGCUGCUGCUGCCGGGGCGGCUGGCACGGUUGCGCAUGAUGGAGCGCCCGCAGCGGGACCCAAACCCGGGUGCGAGUCCGUGAAGGGCCAAAUGUUCGACGUGGGCCCCCGCUACACGAACCUGUCUUACAUCGGGGAGGGGGCUUACGGGAUGGUUUGCUCUGCUCUGGACAACGUGACAGCCCAGCGCGUAGCCAUCAAGAAAAUCAGCCCGUUUGAGCACCAGACGUACUGCCAGCGCACGCUGAGAGAAAUCAAGAUCCUGCUGCGUUUCCACCAUGAGAAUAUCAUCGGCAUCAACGACAUUCUCAGGGCACGGCACAUUGACAACAUGAGGGAUGUCUACAUCGUGCAGACUCUGAUGGAGACGGACCUGUACAAGCUGCUGAAGAGCCAGAAGCUGAGCAACGACCACGUCUGCUACUUCCUCUACCAGAUCCUGCGAGGCCUCAAGUACAUUCACUCAGCCAACGUGUUGCACCGUGACCUCAAGCCCUCCAACCUGCUCAUUAAUACCACCUGCGACCUCAAGAUCUGUGACUUUGGCCUGGCGCGGAUAGCUGACCCCGAGCACGACCACACAGGUUUCUUGACCGAGUACGUGGCCACGCGUUGGUACAGGGCUCCAGAAAUCAUGCUCAACUCAAAGGGCUACUCCAAGUCCAUUGACAUCUGGUCAGUGGGCUGCAUCUUGGCUGAGAUGGUGUCCAACAGGCCCAUCUUUCCAGGGAAACACUACUUGGACCAACUCAACCAUAUACUGGGCGUCCUUGGCUCUCCAUCUCAAGAAGAUCUGAACUGCAUCAUCAACCUGAAGGCCAGGAACUACCUGCAGGCCCUGCCUGACAAACCCAGGGUGCCCUGGGAGAAGCUCUAUGGCAAGGCCGACUCAAAAGCUCUGGACCUGCUGGGCCGCAUGCUGACCUUUAAUCCCAUCAAGCGCAUCAGCGUGGAGGAGGCCCUGGCUCAUCCUUACCUGGAGCAGUACUACGACCCCACAGAUGAGCCAGUAGCAGAGGAGCCCUUCACUUUCUCCAUGGAGCUGGAUGACCUUCCUAAGGAGAAGCUGAAGGAACUGAUCUAUGAGGAAACGGCUCGUUUCCAGGCAACCUACCAGGGCUCCUGAGACACACAGCCCUAAAGAGUGAUGAAGCCACGUCGAGGCUUGGAACAAGAAGACCCCAAACGACAUGCUAAAACAAAAAGAAAAAUGCAUCUUCAAGCAACCAACAAAAAGAGAAAAACAAGAAAUAUGAACAUUUAACUGCUUAUCUUUCCAUUUCUACUGCAAGAGAGCUAAGUUUUACUUUGAUUUCUGUGGUUGGGUGGUAGGGUCUGGCGUACUCAUACUGUUUCAGUUUUGUCCAUGUUGGACUCUUCCCCCCUCUCCACCUCACGUUCGUUUACCCUGUUUGAACAUCAUGCCUCAUCCUGUCCCAUCUCCAGUGACUCUCUUCUCCUCCCCUGUCCCGUCCUCAUCCAACCAUUUCUUCUUCCUUCUCCUCUCCUGCACCUGUUGCCAAUCUGUCUGUCAGAGCUCUCCUGUCUCUCUCUCUCUCUCUGUCGCUCCCUCUCAUGUAAACACAUACUACUGUAUUAACCAACACCAUAACUUCUCUCGUCUUGCUCCAUGUUAAUGACAUUACUGGGAAAAAUUGAGGGCUAAAAGAUAGGGGGAUGCUAAUCGGCUGUGUGUAUGUAUAUAGAUAAAGAUAAAAAGCUUUGUUUUUUUCUUUUUAAGUGUGCUUGUCGCAGUUUUUGUUUGUACACUGUCGUUCAAGUGUUUUUUCGGAUCAGUUCAGAGUCGUAUUUGUAUGUUUUGGGGUUUAUAUCUGCUAGUCUUCUUUUUUUUUUUUUUUUCUUGAAAACUUGAUUUUGAGACAAACAUUCAGUGUUUUUACCGGCAUGUUAGCAGGUUUAUAGAUUUCUUUGUCGUCGCUCUUUUUUCUUUUUUCUUUCCAAAACAAAAAAAAACUGUGUAUGAUGUUCAUAUGAAUGCAUGCAUUCCUGAAAUUAACCAAAGUGGCAGAGAGAUGUGAGAAACUUGGCUGGGGAGCGACUUUGGAAUAUCUGUCUUGGGUUUUUGAUUUCUACCUUAAACGCAUUUCUCGACCUAUAUCUCGCACCAAGGGCAGAUGAAACAUAACUCUCCCGUCAUUUGUGGAAAGUUUGUUGUAUUUAGGAGGUUGAUUUCGACCAAGCUGAUAGAAUCAAACGUCAUAAAAUAUAUUUUUCCUCACAUUUGGAUUUUACAGUGCUAACUAAGCCCCAUUUUCCAGAACAUACACGGUGCUCUGUAAAAACAUUUUUCUUUCGCCCAAAUAAGCCGCAUAUGUGACUUGAAACAUCUGAAAUUAAAUGAUCAGGUUUUAUGGUGUUCAGAGGCAAAGUACUGCCAGAAUGCUGAUGUGUGACGCUGGUAUAACACGACUGUAUCGUCCCUUAACAUCCCCUUUUUCUAUGAAAUACAACCAACAUCAAAUAGCUGAUCCAGUGUCAGUAUAACAUUCCUGUAUUAAAUUACAUCUCUGUUACAAACGGUUAGCAGCAGACUGUCUAAGGAUCUCUGUCGUUCGUCAGGGAACACAAACAGUAUUCUGGAAAAUUGGGCCUGGUUGACAUCGGCUUUUUCCACCUCACUGUGCUGUUUAUGUACCGUGUUCCUGUCUUCUACCGCUUGACCCUGUAUGGAGUCAAACGUGAACGCAGGCUGGGGCCUACCUGACAGCAAAGGCCCAAAUCAUAAAAUCAAAUGUGGCCGCACUUGAAUGAAAGUCUCCAGAAGAACAAAUGCUCUUUCCAACAAGGCAUUCUGUUAUUUGGCUCAUUGAUGCGAGUGCUGAAUGUAAAUGGACUAAAAAUGUGUCUGUCACGGCAGCUUUGAGAUCCUUGUACAAGAACAGCUCCUCUUUUACGACUACUGAGAAGACUGGACCGUGUUGCUGACAAAUGCUGCGUUUGAGUCAUACGAAGAUGGAUGGUAGGUCAUUUACGAAGAUCUGAUGAAAAUAUAAAGCCAUGUCCAUUAGAGUUUGGUCUUUGGCAGAUGUUAGGCAUCUGUAUUUGGUUUGUUUCCAGACCCCUUUGUGCUCAGUUAGAUGCAGCAAAGAUUUCCAACUUAUCAUGAUUCCUUCGAUACGACUUGAACGCGGCACAAUCACCAACAUAAUACUGUCGGACUAUGUACAGUUAUUCCUCCUCAUGCAUAGCCAAGUGACCAUCCUCCCUUUACGGUUGUACAGUACAUACAUUUUUUUGCGCUCUUGUCUGCUCUCCUCUUUGCCUGUGAGCUUUCCUCUUAACAUCCUGGGUGUUAAUUCUUCAGUGUGACUUUUUUUUUUUUGGAGUGUGUGCAUGUGUGUGUUAAUUAUCCAUGUUCCUGUCAGUCGUUCGGCGUCUGCUCCCCUCCUCUCUUUGCUCUGGAUGUGACUGUACUAAUCGCUGCUUGUUGGAGUCCAGCCCAGUCACCAGCUCAGCCUGCACUAACUUUUUGCCUGUUGCACUGGGACCAGUAGUGGAGCCCCCCUCACCCUCACCCUCACCCUCCCUCUCCCUCUGAACGGACUAACACAUGCACUGGAUCCUCUCUAUCUGUCUAUCAGGGCUGGACUGUGAUGCUAACAGACUCGCCGGUUAUCGAUGUUGUUUUUCUUGGGCUUGAGCCGCGUCAUAGGCUGUUUUUUUUGUUUUUUGUUGUUUUUUUUGUUGUUUUUUUUCUUCGAAGCCAUAGCCAGCAGCACUCUGGGGAUCGGUGUGAGGCUUUUUGGUGCAUGUGGUGAUUUUCAUCCUUUUUUCUUUUUUUUAAAAUUCAACCUCCCCUAACUCUCACCACGCUUUACUCAAAAGGGCUGCCUCUCCCCGCCUCCUCCUCUCCCCGCUCCCCUUUGUCUGCUUCUUCACAGUGGGACUGACUUUGCUGCCACUUCCCCCUCCUCAGAAAAUCAUUGCUUGGAUCAGUGAUCAUGGAUGGUCAUACGCGCAGGAAACCGACUCCAAUCAUAACUCAAUCAGCACGCCUGCACUUUGUCUUUCCAGCCACGCUCUCUCCCCUUUAAGGUUGAUGUUUUGGUUCCCUCCCUGUCUUGCAUCCUCCUUGUUCAGCUUUAAGUUUAAAUGUAUGUUAAGCGUCAUGAAUCUGCAGUAAUUUAUGUCUUUGUACAAGUGUUUAUGUGCUCCUCAGUAACAUAAAGCCAAGACUCUUUUUGUCCUGUAUGUGUGUGUGUGUGUGUGCGUGUGUGUGUGUUUUUGUAAGUGUGUAUCGUUUUCCUCACAGCUUGGGCCCUCUCCCUGCAGUAACCUGUGCUUUUUACAUCUGUGAGACCAACACAAAAACAGUCGAACAGACAUUUUGUAUGUAUUUCAUAUGUAUAUUCGGUCAGCAGUCAACCAGGCCCUGCUUGCUUUGUUUUUUUGUUUUUUUUUUUCUCUCCGACCUGCCACCAGGCCAAACAUCUUACUGGCUAACCAUGGGAACGAACCAAGAGGACAACAUUUUGCAAUCCUCCUGUCACACUCGCACACACACACACACACACACACACACACACACGUCCUCUUCUCUUUCGGAGGAGUGUAUCCGUGUGUUUGUGAAAAGUUGCACUUAAACACACCAUACACAUUCACACAGUAUCGACAAGUCUAAAGGCCUGUCCGUCACAAGGCCUGUUUCCAGAUAUUGUUGUUUUUAAAUGGCUGUUCUUAUUAUUGCUAUUGUUGUUAUAUUGGUGAGUUGUUGUAUUUUCUUUUCUUUUUUUUUUUUUUUUUUUUUACAUAAAAGGGAGUUAAAGUUGUAUCUUUUUUUUUAAUUAUUAGAUGUUUUUAUUUGUAUUUCUUUUCUUCCUUUUUCUCUUAUGAGCGUGAUCAUUAUUGGCAGUGUUUUCAAUCUUUCUGAAACUUUUCUCUUUUUUUUUUUUUUCUUUCUUUGAUUUUCCCCUCCAAGAUCUUAUAAGGAAUUAUUUUAAAAGAAGAUAUAAGUAGAUUGUCAAAGAGAUAUGAGUUAUUGAGGGUUAUAGUCUGUAUAUUCAUGGGUAUUAUGAAUUAAACGAUUAACAAAGAAACAGAAUUAUAUACAUAUAAUUAAAUAAAAUUUCCUGAUACUGUUGCAA